Myxocyprinus asiaticus (Chinese sucker) is the source of this 1202-nucleotide messenger RNA. It is a transcript of the gene cetn2, whose product is annotated as centrin, EF-hand protein, 2. The coding region runs from base 59 to 577 and encodes 172 amino acids. Gene Ontology annotation, molecular function: calcium ion binding. Lineage: Eukaryota; Metazoa; Chordata; Actinopteri; Cypriniformes; Catostomidae. The record is from RefSeq and is a predicted model, not a curated record. The transcript is spliced from 5 exons. Gene Ontology annotation, cellular component: centrosome; centriole. Gene Ontology annotation, biological process: nucleotide-excision repair; centriole replication; mitotic cell cycle.
CAAUCCUUCACCAUAGUAGGUAAUAAAUCUGCGUUUUGUCGGUCUCCUCUCGAUAAAGAUGGCCACUAGUCCCAAAAGACCGUCACUGGGAGCAGUAGCCCCUCGUAAAAAAGCAAACCCAAAGCCUGAACUGACAGAGGAGCAAAAACAGGAGAUCCGAGAGGCAUUUGAGCUCUUUGACACUGAUGGCUCUGGUUACAUUGAAGUAAAGGAGUUAAAGGUGGCCAUGCGAGCAUUAGGCUUUGAGCCUAAAAAGGAGGAAAUCAGGAAGAUGAUUGCAGAGGUGGAUAAAGAUGCUACUGGCAAGAUCUCUUUCAAUGAUUUUCUGAUGGUUAUGACUCAAAAAAUGGCUGAAAAGGACUCUAAGGAAGAAAUUCUUAAAGCAUUUCGGCUGUUUGACGAUGAUGAAACAGGAAAAAUAUCUUUCCGUAAUCUAAAGAGAGUGGCCAAAGAACUGGGGGAGAAUCUCACAGAUGAAGAGCUACAGGAAAUGAUUGAUGAAGCAGACAGAGAUGGUGAUGGGGAAGUUAACCAGCAAGAAUUUCUUCGCAUCAUGAAGAAAACAAGUUUGUACUGAAUGCCACCAUAAGCACAGGAAAUCUUAAUUGCUAUGUAAACAUCUUAAAGAUUUUUAUGAUUUCAUAGUUUUAUGCACAGUACCAUUCCAAAACCUUGAUGCCUGUCAAACCCAGGGGUCAUUUCAGGUCCAUGGGGUUUGCCAAAUAGUUAAGACGUCAGCUGUUUACAAACUAUAUACUCAAAUUUUAGGAUUAAAUAUAAUCAGUAGCAUACAACAGAGUCAUAAAAAGAUGUAGUAUGUACUCAAAUAUAUAAAAGUAUUUUAUGAAAAAAUAUUACUAUAUCACCGAUUGAACUAUCCAGGGCCCUUUUAAAUGGUUAUUAUAUUUUAAGUUUACAAUUGCUUCUGUUGACUUUAGCAUCAGUGUUUUGUAUGCUUUAUAAUACUUCACUGCGCUUUCAGGGACAUCUGUACUGUACCCUUCUUCGUGCCUCAGCUUGUGAAGAGAUCUUGGUAGUUUUAGCGAAUAUUAUAUCAUCCUGUGGUUGUAAGUUUCCUAUUUGUACAUGUCUCCCUCAAAUUAGUUUCUGAUGUUUUGUACUGGAGUACAACUGAGAUGCUAUUUAAGUAUUAUUUACUGUAGAAUAAAAUAUAUCAAGCAACUGCUCUUGAGAUUAUUGGU